Molecule: messenger RNA, 2085 nt
Organism: Linum trigynum
Lineage: Eukaryota; Viridiplantae; Streptophyta; Magnoliopsida; Malpighiales; Linaceae
Source: the annotation of a GenBank genome assembly
UCCUCUUCUUUGCCUCUGUUUCCUUAUCAGGAUACUCCAUCUAUUAAACUUUAAGUAAAGUGACAACAAUAAGAUGUAAAUCCGGCAUUAACAGUGGCGGAGGGAGGUAAAAAGGAGAGGGGUCCUAGGACCCCACUUGGCAAACAAUUGGGCAACAAAACCCUUUAAAUACAUAGGUUUUAGUACGAUAAUUCAAGUUUAGGACCCCAUACUCUCAACGAUGUUAGCUCACCAAUGACCCCGGUUAACUCAAAAUUCAUUAAAUACAUAAGCAUUACUGUUAGUAAAUUUUAAAGGACCCCAGUACACUCAAUAUCUGGCUACGCCACUGGGCAUUAAUGAAUGUAAUCAAUCUUCUUCUAGCAGACAACAGAUUCGUUUAAGAAGGAAGCAAAUCGGAAACUAAAAUUGUUACACAACACAACCAUAAUUAUUAAAUGAAAAAAUAUCUCCCCUCCUCUCCUUCUUCUUUUCCCCCGAUGAAGCGGACACCUACCCCAACUAUACCCCUCCCCUCCCCAAUUGAUUUCGAUUUUCGAUUCAGUUCCUCCCCUCGUCCCCUCCGCCACAUUACAUAUAUAUAUAUCUACGCCAACCCCCGCUAUCAAAUCCCACCCAAUCAUUCAUAUCUUAAUAAUCCCUUCCCCCAAAAUCCCCCUGCUUUAAUUUCUCCCUCUGUUUUCCCCGGCGAUGGCUUCCGACCAGAUCGCCCACGAUUUCCCAGGCUUCUUCAAGGUCUACCAAGACGGCCGCGUCGAGAGAUACUGGGACACCGACCACUCCCCGGCGGGCCUCGAUCCCGAAACCGGAGUCGAAUCCAAGGACGUCCUCAUCUCCCCCGAGCCCGCCUGCGUCAAGGCCAGAAUCUUCCUCCCCAAGGUCCCCGCCGGCAAGAAGCUUCCCGUCCUCCUCCACUACCACGGCGGCGGGUUCUGCAUCGGAUCCCCUUUCGCCACCCCUUUCAAGAUCUUCCUCUCCACCCUCGCCACCCAGUCCGGCGUCAUCGCCAUCUCAGUCGACUACCGCCUCGCUCCCGAGCACAAGCUGCCCACCGCCUACGACGACUGCUGGGCCGGGCUCCAGUGGCUCGGUCGGCACGCCGACGGCCGGGGACCCGAACCGUGGCUGAACCAGCACGCGGAUCUGGGGAACGUGGUCCUGGCCGGGGAGAGCGCGGGCGCAAAUCUUGCCCACUACGUGGCCGUCCAGGCCGGGGCGAAGGGGGUCGCGGGUUUGAAUCUGACCCGGAUGGUUCUGGUCCACCCGUAUUUCGGGACCGAUCAGCCCGACCGGUUUUACCAGUACAUGUGCCCGACGAGCUCGGGCGCGAAGGACGACCCGAGGGUGCACCCGGCGGGCGACCCGGAUUUGGCGAAGCUGAAGGUUGGGAGGAUUUUGGUGUGCGUGGCGGAGAAGGAUGGGCUGAGGGGAAGGGGCGUGAGCUACGCGGAGACGAUGAAGAAGAGCGAGUGGAAAGGGGCGGUUGAUUUUUUUGAGACCAAAGGGGAAGACCAUUGCUUCCAUUUUUUCAGCCCCAAGAGCGAGAACAUUGCUCCGCUCAUCAAAACCGUCAUCGAUUUCGUGAAGCAAGAUGGAGGCAGCAAGCUAUGAUAAAUUGAAGUGUUUGGAUUUGAGGGAGACUGAAGCCGGCCGGCCUGUGGGGUUAAUUAAGUUAGUUGGGUAGUCGAUGUUAUGGAUGGAUUGGAUGGUGGUAGCAUGACCGCAGACCGCUAUUUGGUAAGGCGUAUCUACUACCGUUGGAAUGAAUGAUUGAAUUGCACAUUACCCUUGAGAGUGUGAAAGUAAGGAAAUAAAUGGACUGAAAUUGUAAGCUAAAAUAGGACUCCCCACCGUGUCCCUUCCAGAGCGUGUCAUUUCACCAUUGAAUAGGAGAAGGUGGCAGUAUAGUAGUCCUAGUUAGUAAAAUAUGGUGCAGAAAAGUUACGUAUUUUAUACGUACCUGUAUUAUAUUUCGUCUCUAAAUUAAAGUUACGUUUAAUAGUACAUUAAUAGUUAUAAAUACAUAAAAUUAAUCAUUUCAAAAAUAAAUAAAUAUAUAAAUAAUAGUAAAGUUAACAAUUUAAU